CCUAAACUCUUCAAAUUCUCCUCUCUUAAUUACUUUUAUCCUCUAAAUUUUUGUUUCAUCAAAAAAAACUCUCUCUCUCUCUAAUUUAAUUCAUGGAGAAUCCCACACCAACAAAAUGCUCCGUUCUAAUUGUCGGAGCCGGUAUUUCUGGUAUAACGGCGGCGAAGCGGCUGGCGGAGAAUGGGGUGGACGAUUUCGUGAUAGUGGAGGCAUCUGAUAAAAUAGGAGGCAGGCUGAGGAAGGAGGAUUUCGGCGGCGUGGCGGUGGAGCUGGGCGCGGGCUGGAUCGCCGGCGUCGGCGGAAACAAGACCAACCCGCUCUGGGAAAUGGCCCGCCAAUCCAAUCUCCGCACCUGCUUGUCUGAUUACUCCAAUGCUCGCUUCAAUAUCUACGAUAACAACGGAAAUAUAUUUCCGGCCGAAGUAGCGGCGGAGGCCUACAACAAGGCGGUGGAGUCGGCCGUUGCGAAGCUGAACAAUCAAGAAUCUGAUGAAAAGCCAACAUCUCCAAAGAGGCCAAUUUAUCUUGCCAUUGAUUUCAUGUUGCAUGACUUUGAAAUGGCAGAGGUGGAGCCAAUACCAACUUAUGUGGAUUUUGGGGACAAUGAAUUUCUGGUUGCUGAUAGUAGAGGUUACGAGCAUUUGGUGUACGAACUGGCAAAGUCCUUUCUUUCUACCUCGGAUGGUCAAAUCAUGGAUUCCAGAUUGAAACUCAACAAUGUAGUUAGGACGAUGGAACAAUCGAGGACCGGUGUGGUCGUGACAACGGAGGAUGGCAAUGUCUACGAGGCAAAAUACGCAAUUUUGUCGGUCAGCAUCGGAGUUCUUCAGAGCAACUUAAUCUCCUUCUCACCACCAUUGCCGAUAUGGAAAACAGAGGCCAUCUCAAAUAUUGACAUUAUGGUCUACACAAAGGUCUUCCUAAAAUUCCCUCAUAGAUUUUGGCCGUCAGAUUCGGACAAAGAGUUCUUCAUGUAUGCACAUCAAACACGUGGUUAUUACACAUUUUGGCAGAGUAUGGAGAAUGCUUACCCCGGAUCGAACAUCCUGGUUGUGACAUUGACGAACGAAGAAUCCAAACGAAUCGAAGCACAAUCAGAUGAAGAAACUAAGAGUGAAGCAAUGGGAGUGCUGAGAGCCAUGUUUGGGGCUCAUGUCCCGGAGGCGAGCGACAUACUCGUGCCGAGGUGGUGGAACAAUCGCUUCCAACGCGGUAGCUACAGCUUCUAUCCGGUUCACGUCGAUCAUCACCUCCUAGACCGUGUCAAGGCACCGGUUGGAAGGAUAUUUUUCUCAGGCGAACAUACGAGCGACAAAUUCAAUGGGUACGUGCACGGGGGCUACUAUUCAGGUGAGAUUAAUACGUGUAGACGAAUAAUGGCUUCGUGCACGGGAUGGGACGGGAGAGUAAUGUUUCUAUCUGCUCUUAUCUUUAUAGGCAUGGAUACUAGUAAAGCUUUGAUUGAAGAGAUGAAGACUGAGAUUGCUAGAGAAAAUGAAACUCAGUCUUUUCUACUCCAACCAUUUUUAGCCCUCACAUUGCCACAAUUUGAUAUUCCAACACACCUCCUUCAUAGACUUUCAGAGGCCAUCUUAUAAAUCAAAUACAAAUACUAUUAGAAAAGACAUGUUUAUCAUCAAUUAAUUUAAUUUUCUUGUAAUUUAUGUAUAAGGUCCAUUGCUUUAAUUCUUUUGUUUAAGAUAAUGGUUGUAUCAA
This is a messenger RNA of Salvia splendens (bonfire salvia), 1716 nucleotides long. Its product is annotated as polyamine oxidase 1. The coding region runs from base 93 to 1598 and encodes 501 amino acids. The transcript is spliced from 9 exons. The record is from RefSeq and is a predicted model, not a curated record. NCBI's taxonomy places the organism in Eukaryota, Viridiplantae, Streptophyta, Magnoliopsida, Lamiales, Lamiaceae. Gene Ontology annotation, biological process: polyamine catabolic process. Gene Ontology annotation, molecular function: polyamine oxidase activity.